AUGUCUGGCCGGCCAUUUUCCAACCCCGCUGGUGCCAACGACUUCCUCAACUUCGAGGCGCCAUCGUACGGGCAUUUCGGCGCGGAUUCAAAUGGCGGCGGCAAGAUGGCAGGCAAGGGUUUCGGUUCGUCGGCUGGAAUGAUGGGCGGCGACCACACCCCUUCCGGCGUGCCACCGUCCGACUCCGCUUCGAGCGCUUUCGGGCGUCCAAAGGAGGACAACUAUUUGCUCAAGGGCAUCGAGUUCGUUAAGAGCAGCGCAUCGAACAUCCAGAAGGGUUUCGGCGAUUCGACGCGCAGCAACAGCCUAUUUGGCAACGACAGUGGUCUGCUUGGCAAUGACGCGGCCUCCACUGCGCGUUCGUCGCUCUCCGCGCUUAUGAAUGUUGGCCGUUCUGUUAUCGGUUUGUCCGGCGGCAACGAGGAACCUCAGUCAUGGCUGAACUACACAAACUACAAGAUAUUCCUGCUGCUGUUCAUCACGAGCAUCCUGUUCUUCGCGCUCGCCUUCAUGACCCUCCCGUUCAUCGUGUUCGCUCCGCACAAGUUCGGCCUGCUGUUCACGUGCGCGACCAUCUGUUUCAUGUCCUCGUUGGCGUUUUUGAAGGGCACUGGAGCACUGAUGGAGCAUAUGCUGAAUUCUAAGCGUAUCGUGUUCACGGGGGCACUGGGCACAUCGCUGGUCUCCACCUUCGUCUUCACGACCGUCUACCCGAUCUACCUGUUGGCGUUUAUCAGCUCUUUGAUACAGACUUUGACAUUGGCGUCUGUCAUUUUAUCGUACAUCCCAGGUGGCGCCGGGGCCCUCAAGCUGAUGUACUCGUCAGUGUGGGAGUUUGUGAAAAGCAGAACGCGCGGAAGUGGAUCCACGACUCUUCCGUUGUGA
This is a messenger RNA of Babesia bigemina, 885 nucleotides long. RefSeq names its product SFT-2 like family protein, putative. The transcript has 5 exons. The record is from RefSeq and is a predicted model, not a curated record. The coding region runs from base 1 to 885 and encodes 294 amino acids. Gene Ontology annotation, biological process: vesicle-mediated transport. NCBI's taxonomy places the organism in Eukaryota, Apicomplexa, Aconoidasida, Piroplasmida, Babesiidae. Gene Ontology annotation, cellular component: membrane.